Triticum turgidum subsp. durum (durum wheat) is the source of this 294-nucleotide messenger RNA. NCBI's taxonomy places the organism in Eukaryota, Viridiplantae, Streptophyta, Magnoliopsida, Poales, Poaceae. The record is from the annotation of a GenBank genome assembly.
AUGGUUCUUGAUUCAUUAUCAUCGCCUCACAGGAGGUCGCAAAACACAUUCUUUCUGUCAUCUCCUAAGAAGCCUCAAUCAUCUCGUGAUGAUGUUGGUAGUUGGUCUGCCCUGGUUGAGCGGCAUCGCUUUCUCUUGACAACGCUAGUGGUGCUUGCCUUCCUGUGCACCAUAUAUCUUUACUUCGCGGUGACCUUGGGGGCACCACAAGCUUGCUCAGGGUUGACGGGCGAUGAAAUGACCGUAUGUCAGGAAAAAUCAGCCCUGCAACAUGGAAAGUUGAAAUAUGGCUAA